Messenger RNA from Hemiscyllium ocellatum (epaulette shark), 3521 nucleotides. RefSeq names its product thrombospondin type-1 domain-containing protein 1. The record is from RefSeq and is a predicted model, not a curated record. Gene Ontology annotation, cellular component: cell periphery. NCBI's taxonomy places the organism in Eukaryota, Metazoa, Chordata, Chondrichthyes, Orectolobiformes, Hemiscylliidae. The transcript has 5 exons. Bases 248 to 2950 code for a protein of 900 amino acids.
ACCCACCCUGACAGUCCCGCUUUAAACAAAAAAAACCUGUCCCUCUCUGAAAGAACUGAAACUCUGGGAAACUGCUCCGCUACAACAGAACAACGGGAACAGGAGCAGCGAGAUCGGAAUAGAAGCGGAUUAUACAACAGGGGUGUUGUUCGCGUCGGAGGAGACCACUGUAAGGACCAUGCAGUUCUGAGUAUGAGAAGGGACAUGAGGAGCGAGCAGAGGCUGAGUUUCCUCCCCAGUGAUCGGCAUGAGUCGGAUUCUCUCGGGUUUCACCCACGUGCUGCUGCUGGCCUUCUCGGGAUAUGCUGUUUUUGCUGAAUUUAAAUAUCGACUUUCAAAGCAACCUUGGCACGUGGCUCUAAGUAACCAGACUGUUCAAGUUGACUUCAAAGAACUGGGUAAUGCAAGCGUACAGAACUUAACUGUGUCUCUCAUCGACGUUAACAGAAACCGAACUGUCACCACAAAAGUGAUCGCUGGAAACCGGUCCCAGAGUUCUGUGGAAUUUGAGUGUUUUCAUUUCAAUUAUGCUGGCAACUUUGAGUUCAGAGUCACGGAUUUUACAAGCAACAGCACAACCCAGUGGGCAACUGAGUCAUUUCGUGUUAAAUGGCCAGACUUUUACAUUGAGCUGGCAAGAAAAACAGACUCGCAGAGCAACUUCCGGAUACAUGUAUUUACUCACGAAUAUUUAUGCCCACGGAAAGUGAAUAUACUGACACUAAUCCUAGAAGUUACGAGGAUUGAUUUAAAUGAACCUGGAGUUUAUAAUGUCGACAAAGUGUUAAAGAAAACGAUAAAUAAAGAAAUUGUACUGUCUAAUUCUCAGUGGGUGAUAUUUGAUUGUACUGAUUUCAGCCAAGAUGCACUCAUAAUGAUUUCCCUGCGAUCUCCCAGUACCAAUUCAGUGAUCUCAUCAAAAGGCCCACUAGUAUUUACCCAAAUUAUUGGGUAUAAACUACUUGUCGAUCAUUUGAGAACAGCUACAUGUGAAUCAUCUGCAGAGGUUGGUAUAGUGACACCACCUUGCACCCACUUACCAGGCAAGAUUUCUGUGUAUAAAAAUCGGAGAGGGGCUUCGUUUGGAAGAGAUAGUUUUGUAGCUGAGAAGUGGCUGCGUCCUAGGGAUAACAAAACCGAAUUUGAUUGCUCUGUGUUUGACGCUGGGAAAAAUAACUAUUGCUUCGAGUACGUUAGCAUUCUGAAUCACAGCCACACUUCCACUAAAGCUGUAAAUUGUGUUACCCUUCAGAAAUACACAGAAAGAGGGAGUGUUUGGCUGUCUUGGAGUCCAUGUAGUGUCACGUGUGGUGACGGAGUACGUGAGAGAUACCGACAAUGUGUUGCGUCCUUCUUGGGGACGGUUGCUUGUAAUGGGGAGAAGAAAGAAGUCUCCUAUUGUUCACUUGUGGAUUGUGCUGAACAGAGCGCUGGAACAGUUCACAAUGAAGCAUAUAACACAGGCAAUAUAGUAACGAUCACAGGCAUUUCUCUCUGUCUGGUGAUAAUCAUUGCAACCAUUGCUAUCACUGUACGGACAAAGCUAUCACGUAAGACACAAGCCUGCAGCACUGCAGGAAGACAGGGCUCAGGACCUCCACACAGUUUCAGGAAAAACCUUGAAAAUGAAAGAAACUUCUGUGACCUGAACCAUCAACAUGACUUUUUAACUGACAAUGUUGCCCCGGUAAAACUCAACGAUGGUCUGAAUAUCCCUUUCACGUACAGGAGGAGCCAGCAUUUCCUUCCAAAUCAGGACCUGCAGGCUGAAGAAAACCCAGGGCAACAAAGUGCUCAGAAAGUGAUCCCUCCGAUAUUUGGAUAUCGCUUGGCACAUCAACAGUUGAAAGAAAUGAAAAAGCAAGGGAUAACAGAAGCAACUCAGGUGUACCAUGUAACACAGCACCCUCUAGAUGACACGGUCACUAAUGAAGCAGGAGCCCCAGUUACAGAAGUAGACCAAACUAAUGUCACCACUGUCAUUGCACCCCAUAUCGACAAGGAAAGUGAUGUUGAAAGUAGCGCAAACAGAUUUCGUAUUCAAUCUCCAUUUACAGAUCAGAAGUCAAUUUAUUACAACCAACAAAUGGAAAAAGCAAACCAUAGGAUGGAUUAUACAAUUGCACCUUUUCCAGAACCGUUUGUUGACUACUUCCUGCCAUACCAAAUGCCACAAGUAAAUUGCACGGGACCUAAUUGUGAAGCCAGUAAUAAAACCCUUCCAGGUAGGCCAAGAAAGUUCAGGCGUUGUGAAACUGAGAUAGAAAUGUGUGAAAGAGGGAGUGGCAGAAAUCCUAAUUUUAGGAGAACAUCCAGUUUCAAUGAAUGCAAAACUGCAAAGUCCUACAGAGAAAGAAGUCAGUCCACUUGUACACAGAAGCUUCCAUCCCACUCUCACUCCAGAGCUAUUUGCAAGACGGCAGCUGGGACUGACAGAUCCGCUGGUGACAAAGUUGUAGCUCAGUCCAGAUUUAAUAAUGCUAGCUUAGCAAAACAUCAUGGCCGGACUUGCAGUGCAUUUGCAAUGGAGCCAUCGAAAUACCACAAGAAAAGUAGUCAGCCUGGAGCUCAGACUUGUAAAACUGAGAUGGCAAAUGAUCAGCAAACGACAAGUAGUAUUCUUACGAACUCAGAAACCUGUAGAGGCAAGAGAAGAUCGAGCAUGUCAACAAACCGAUAUAAAUUAACUCCUAAAGUCAGUGAUCCCAACUCUGAGAACUGUUCCAAUCGGAGGUCUCCACGGAGCAAUCCAUUACCUCGUCAUCAGUACAGACAUGAUCGGUGUCAGAGUUUCCCUUCUGAUCCCAAUUUUCUCCUCUAUGACAAUUCUGGUUUUGAGUUAACUACUUCAGAGCAGCAGAUAAUUGAUUUGCCAGCGCGUUUUAGUUCACACAUAAACGAAGAUGAAGAAGACACCAGUACUUUAAGUAAUGAAAAGCUGGUGAUCUGAGAAACUUGAAAAAAGAAACUUUUUAGAUCUAUGCAAAAAAAAAUUGUCUGUGUCUUAAUCUAAACCUGUCUCGUAAAAGUGACUUUAAUUUGUUAAUGGUGAAGAAAUAGAUUUUAUAAGGAGAAUUUCCAUUUCAAAAUGAGAACCACUAUCUGACCCACGUGUUGAUCUUAGAUUUCCCAACUUUGAAUUCUAAAGGGGCAUUAUCUAUCUCCAUUGUUUUACACAGAAAGGGAGCUAGAUUUCAGGGGAAAAUGCAUUUGGUUAAUAGAUUUAUUUCCACAUUGAGUGCAGAGACAAUCCAUGAAAAAUUUGUGCAGAAUUUCAAAGCAACUUUACUGAAACCAGUUGAAGGGUGAACUGUUAACCUGUACUUAGUUAUGUGUUCUACUGAUAUUGAUGACCCAGCUAAGCGCAGUGGUAUUCUACAGUUUCAAAAGAACCUUAAUGCACAGGGUAUUAGUUGAAUUUAUGUGCAAAAUUGCGCAUCAGAGGUCUGUGUGUAAAGGUUUUAAAUAUGCAAUUGUGAUUCUAUGUGGUGACCUUCAUUUAACAAUAAAUUCUCAGCUGC